This is a messenger RNA of Physcomitrium patens, 2643 nucleotides long. RefSeq lists its product as uncharacterized. NCBI's taxonomy places the organism in Eukaryota, Viridiplantae, Streptophyta, Bryopsida, Funariales, Funariaceae. The record is from RefSeq and is a predicted model, not a curated record.
CGCACUUGCAGUGCCGCCUCCAUAGAAGAGCAAAUCGCUGGGGGCGGGGAGUGAUGCUGUGUUGAUAGACCUCGCCCUCAUGCAUGAUCGUGGCCCCGCCACACGCCGUGUCCAGAACCUCCCGGAGUAGCUGAAUCUGUAGAGCCCACUCUUUCCUCGUACCAUGCAGUAUUCUGUCGUCUCGAGGAUUCCGCUGCUGCCCUCGGAGGUGGCCAUGGGGUUUCAGGAUUUGGGGCUUCGGGUGGGGUAUGCGACAGCUGCGGUAGCCGUGGCGUGUAGACGUGGUGGUAUGGAUGUUUGAGGUGGAGCGGAUUAGGAUUCUCGGAUGAUUGCUAGGUUUGGAAUCGAUGCUGUUAAGUUUCUGUGAUGGUUGUUUGCUCCGGGGUGUUGUGCGGUUGAAGUGACUCUCGGUGUUGGAGGAGAUUUUUCUGGUGCAGGGUUCUGUGGGAUGUGUAGAAGAGGCAGGAUUUGAGGUUUGCGGUGUUGGACUGCUUAUUGAGGAGGUGUUGAAUCAGCGUAGAAGUUGGAUAGUGUAGAAAGGAUGGAGGGUUGGAACUUGUUUUAGCAAAUGGGGGGAGUGAUUCCUCUGGAAACACGCGUGGCUCGUCUUCGUUUACAGUCGGAAUUCAUCUAUAUUGUCAUUUUCUUCGGAGAUGGCUGUUGGGAUGGGUUCAAAUCUAAGGCGAUGUUUCGGUUCUUCAUGUUCGUGCUCAUGUGAGCUGGGUUGAGGCUGUUGCGAGGUCAAUCGUCUUGUGCAUUGUUGGAAAUAGGCGCCACGAAUAUUACAACAGGGGUUUAGCGUUCGAGGUAACCACGCGGUCCUGCGAAGACAAGCAGCAGAAAAGAAAAGAAAGUCGUACUCGGCGAUUGCUAGUUGGCUUAUUUUGAUUCUGGGGUUCAGCCAAUGGUGGUCGGUUCUUUGUGUGGCGGAGUUCCUCCGUAGUGUUCAGAAUUUGAAGUAAUUCAAGCGCAUGCUUUUCUACUCGUAAAUGACAUUUAGCCGUAAAAGUUCAUGGUUCAACAGGACUGAGCAGGAUUGAAGCAUCCCUCAAUGGCUGUAAUGUCGAUCAAAGUAGCGAUCGCAAUUGGGAUAGGUUCUCUUUUUCUACUAGCAAUAAGCUGCUUCUUCUGUUGGGGAGUUAAAAUGCUCCGGCAUCGCACGAGGACCAUCGGCCAAAUUGCUGCAACACCCGAGAUUCCUGUCAUUUUGCAGGUUGAGCACAGGAUUGUGUUAAAGAAAGAAAAGGUCGAUCCAUUCCCAGUUGCGAAUCCCGAGGUGAAGGCAUCUACGCUUGGAAUGCUUGAUAAUUGUAUAACACGCGAGAAAUUUAACGACAGAAGCCCUAAUCAUCAGGUGGUCCCCUCGCGGAGCAUCUACUCGAAUAGCCCCUCAGCUCCUUCUACCCCAAAACCACCCACGAUUCUGCCUUCCUGGGUUCACUUUAAUCGACCAGUCCCCCUUCCGGAGACUGCCAUUGUGAACAGCCACCCCUGCGCUUAUGACCUAGAGCAAUGUGUCGACAUAAGCUUAACAUUUGGAACUGACAUUCCAGUCGAGAAAAGACAUCCUUCAUCAAGUGACAGAAGCGUGGACUCUUUUUCCUUUGGCAUUCCAAGCGCAGAUGCCUUCACUUUCCCAGAGCUCGGUGGUGCAGCGCAGAACUCCUGGGAUGCUGCACCCACAAUUUUUAGGUCAUCGUUGAGACACAGUCGCAGCAAAGGGUCGACCACUGGCGAUUCUAGCGAUUCCAGUAAUUCUAAUCCACGGACAAGAUAUUUGCGAAGCUCUUCGAUGAGGUCUCGCUUGACAACUCAAUUCUUGGACAGCUCUAGCUUUAAACGAGUAGCCAAGGAAGGAUAUGGACAUUCACAAUCACAUGAAAGAUACGAGCAUGUUACCGUGGACCAUCAGCCUUCGACAGUUCCACAGGACCAGUACCCCUCGGAUGUUUCAUUCAUUCUCGGCUCAGGGAAUCAUAAUUUGAGGCCUUCUCAAACUUCCACGGAGCUUCUUAAGGUUGCUUCGAGCCGCAACCCCUAUUCUAAGCAGCUAGAAACCAGCAAGAGCACAAGAUGGGAGCGACUCUAGACGAGGACCUCACUCCCUGUCGGAAGCCCUAAAAUCUAUGAAGAACCAUCAACAUAAUCUACCGCAAUGUUGGGUGAUCAGCUUCUAGAGGAAACCGAGCUAGUUCGAAAGUGGACGAUUGUGGUGAAUGAUUUCUAGCAAUCUGAAGCAUUCAAUGGCUAGUGUUUUUCCCCUUUCUGAGCAGGAUUGCAAACCAGUUUCAAACACUUCUCAGACUGUUAGUUGCUGGGGUCAGCGUUUACCGAGUCGAAGGUAAACGCAUGUUCGUCGAUAUCGUCGCCGUUUCAAGCGCUGGAUUUACCCAAACCCUUGGAGUUUACUGUGUGCAGGGCAGUUGGAGUCACAGAGGACCUUAGAAAUUCACUGUACAAUACGGAAUCAUGACUUUGAACCUUUCCAAUAUACAUCACUGUAACACAGGCAUCUAGGCUUAGACCCUACCGUCUAAAACAUUGAUACUUCUCCUUCAUGUCAGUGUAGCAUGAACUGUACCAUAUCCAAGUUCAAGUUAUGUAACGUUGUCAAGCAUAUAUAAAGGUGAACGCUAAAUUCAA